Huiozyma naganishii CBS 8797 is the source of this 906-nucleotide messenger RNA. It is a transcript of the gene RNH201, whose product is annotated as ribonuclease H2 catalytic subunit RNH201. Lineage: Eukaryota; Fungi; Ascomycota; Saccharomycetes; Saccharomycetales; Saccharomycetaceae. Gene Ontology annotation, cellular component: ribonuclease H2 complex. Gene Ontology annotation, biological process: DNA replication, removal of RNA primer; mismatch repair. The record is from RefSeq and is a predicted model, not a curated record. Gene Ontology annotation, molecular function: RNA-DNA hybrid ribonuclease activity; RNA binding. The transcript has a single exon. The coding region runs from base 1 to 906 and encodes 301 amino acids.
AUGCUCCCCCCCACCGUGCAAGAGUCAAUUGGAUCUUUACACUCCACGUCGUUUUUCUCUGCUGUUCCAGACCGCUUGCUGGAGGCAGACGACAACGAUCCUGUGAUUCUCGGCGUGGACGAGGCCGGUCGCGGUCCCGUUGUCGGUCCCAUGGUCUACGGUGUUGCGUACUGCAAGAGGAGCUAUGAGGAGGAUUUCAUCAAGAGGAAUUACGAGUUUGACGACUCGAAGAAGUUGACGGACCCUGUGCGCCGAAGUCUGUUUGAGAAGAUGUACGGCUCCGCGGAGAUCAGCGAGCUCGGGUACGCCACCACUGUGAUCACCGCGACGGAUAUAUCUUCAGGGAUGUCGCGGUUCCCUCCCUCGAAACAGUACAAUCUGAACGAACAAGCUCACAAUGUCACAAUGGAUUUGAUCCAGGGGUGUCUCGACCGCGGUGUCAAGCUGCACCACGUGUACGUGGACACUGUGGGCCCCCCCGUCUCGUACCAGAAGAAACUGGAGGACCGGUUCCCUCAACAGCGGUUCACCGUCACGAAGAAGGCGGACUCGCUUUUCUGCGUGGUCAGCGUCGCCAGUGUCGUUGCGAAAGUCACUAGAGACAUACUUGUCGAGUCUCUAGGGUACGCGGAUAUCGGGUCAGGGUACCCGUCGGACCCGAGAACGAAACAGUGGCUGAGGGAUCACCAGAUGGAUCUCUUCGGCUGGCCAAACCAUGUUGUUCGUUUCUCAUGGCAGACUUGUAGGACACUCCUCGAGGGGAACCCACACGGAGUGCAGAUACAAUGGGAGGAGGAUUUCAUCAGCACGAAGAAGACCAUGCACAAGCAGUGGGAACUCCAGCAGUUGCGCGACAUGGACGACCCGCGCUCGAUUACUCUCGACAACUGGUACAAAAGAGAUUGA